This is a messenger RNA of Spirodela intermedia, 3941 nucleotides long. The record is from the annotation of a GenBank genome assembly. Lineage: Eukaryota; Viridiplantae; Streptophyta; Magnoliopsida; Alismatales; Araceae.
AUGUGGCCUGGAGAAUUGAUGACUUUCAUGCCUCGUGUCUUGUCUUGUAGGUUUAAGGCCGAAUUUUUGUUUCUCCGAAGCUUUUGUUGUAUCACUCCCCCUCUGUGUUCUCCCCUACUCAUAUCUUGUGAUUCAAGUUGACUCUGUAGGUAUUGUCCAUUGUUGAGAGAAAGACAAAAAAUAAUAUUUCAUGAAAUUUUUUUUUAGCUUCCCCCAGACAUCAUCCACAUACCCGGAAGAAGAGGUCAAAGCCACAAAGGGUUCGGCUCAGCCUACCUCUGAGUUCACAGACUUCUUUCGCGGAAUACGUGGGCCACAUCGUACCACUGCAUGAAUAACUGUCUCCUGUAUCACCUACGAAUAGAAGAGAAGUGGAGCAGACAAUAGGAGUGGAAAAAGAAAGUUAGAAGAGUGGGAGAGCACUCAAUGUAUCACGGGAGAGGCAUCCGCUGUCGGGUUCUCUAAUACUUGCCCUCGUAGGAUACUCCUCUCUCUCGCUCUCUCUUGUUACUUUUCACGAGUCCUGGUCACCGGUCGUCAUUAUCACUGUAGCAUUACUGUUCAUCUAUUAUUCAACUCUAAUCAGCCGCAUUCUCACGGCACCGGCAGCGAGUAUUGUUCCGAUACUGGUCAACGAGGGAGUAGGUCCCUAACAGCUUCUCUUUCAUCUCAUGCUUUUGUUUAAGAUUUUCAUAUUGAUCAUAAUUGGUAGAGAAAAAAGUAAUAUACGAGAAAAAUAAAUAAUAUACCAUUGAAUCGACGGACUGUACCUAGUUUAAUUACCGUCUUAAUGACUGAGUCAACCAGCCCAUUCUAGGACGCGUGUGGCGUGAAGUUAGUUUACUUUUCCUUGGACAUUGGUUGGCUAAUGAUGACGAAACUAAGCCUUCAGAAGGGGUCCCCAUCCCGCAUAACGCUUUCUGAGAUCGACACCGAGUUGCGCAAGCCCUGAGAAACCCGCCGAAGCCGCUCUUCCCUCCUUUUAACGCCCACCCCUCAGUCGCCUUCUCCCACCGACCGAGCGCGGACGAGAACGGAGUCUCCUCUCCCCUCCACCGAUGCCCGCUCUUCCCGCUCCUAAAACGGGUACGGGCUCGUCUUCGUGUCCUUCUCUGGGUUGUGAGAAAAAGAGAGGGUUGUGGUUCCGCGCGCACGUCCUCGUCCUUGGUCACAAGCGACCAUUGCCUUAUACCCGCAACACUAUGCCGAUAGCCUUUCUCAGGUUCUCCCCAGUGACAACAUGGUACAAUCUCUCUUUCUCCCUCCCUCGGCUGUGUCCUUCUCUGUUGGUCUCACCCCACAUCUCGGUGCAUCUCUCUAGUGCCCUAUUGCUACCGCGAGCUUUUUGGAGGACCAGGUACAGGUCGAUCUCGGCCGGAGGAGGGUAGAACAGCUGAAGGAAGAGGUAGCGAGAACCCUGAACAGGAGUUGCGCCACGAAAGAUGUUAUACAGUGCGUCGACAAACUCCAGCAUCUGGGGAUCGCAUACCAUUUCACGGAGGGUAUUAAAAAUCUCCUGAAUCGAGUCGCCAACUCCACAGUUGCAGAAGACGAAGGCCUCUUCCAUGCCGCGCAGCGGUUUCGGGUUUUAAGGAAUUACGGGUACAAUGUCGCCCCGGGUACGUCCCCUUUUCUCUCUCUCUGGCGUAUUCGUCGUUACUGACGUGUCUUUUUGAUUGAUCUCCGUUCUAUAGAUUUAUUCCACAAGUUCCUCAACAGAGAAGCAAAAUUCAAGGACUCCUUGGCCGCGGACUGGAGAGGCCUUCUCAGCUUGCACGAAGCCUCUCACUAUGGAUCCAGCCACGAAGGGAUCAUGUCCCACGCCAUGGAGUUCAGCAAGAAACAUCUAAAGUCACCAAAGUCUCCUUUCACUCCUCAGCAGCUCGCUCAGAUUAACCAUACCCUCGAGCUCCCGAGGCACAUGAGGAUGGAAAGAUUCAAAGCCUGGAGGCUCAUCCAGGAGAGUACCCACCCAAACGGGAACUCAUCACCGCUCUUGGGGCUUGCGUCUCUGGACUAUAACUUGGUUCAGUCACAGCACCAAGUGGACCUGGAGGAGUUCACAAGGUGGUGGAGGGAGCGCGGUCAGGUGCGUAAGCUCAGCUUUGUGAGAGAUCGUGCACAGGAGUUCUUUCUGUGGACUGCGGGGAUAUUUCCCCAGCCCUCUCUCUCCAAGUGCCGGAUAGAGCUCACUAAAAGUGUAGGCAUGUGCCAUCUUCUUGACGACUUAUACGAUCGCUAUGGAUCAUUGGAAGAACUCACCCUCUUCACUGAUGCCAUCAAAAGGUUUGCAGGCCCAGGUAAAACAGUUUGCCUCCUUUUCCUCGUUGGAAGUUUCGUUAACUUUUAGACUCUUUUCACUGGUUUAAGGUGGGAACUUCAAGCCAUGGAAAAGUUGCCAGAGGUUUUGAAGAUAUACUAUCUUAUCGUGUAUAACACCACCAACGAGAUCAGCUACAAGGUCCUCGUGAACUCUGGAAAAUGCGUCACUUCCCUUUUCAGAAAGACCGUGAGCGUCCUCUCUCUCUCUCUCUCUCUCAAUUCUGACAUUUCCUCGCACAAUCGUGGUACAGUUGGUGGACAUGUGUGAGGCACUCCUUCUUGAGGCGAAAAGGUUCUCGUUUUCUAAAAUUUCUUCAAAAUUUUCUGACUCACCUAUCAGCAAGCUAUGUGUUGAACAUUGAGUUGCAAAAUGUCCUAGACCUCUACACUUAAAACAUGUAAUUUUCAUGCUUGUUGAUGCAUCCAUAAUCUUUUUUCCUUUGUCUACCUCCAUGAUCUUAAGUUUCGUUGUAUAAGGAGCUAUAAUUUGUGGUUUGCCUGGUUCUACCUUGGGUGGGGUGGGGGCUGGAGGUCAUGACGAAGGUAUCUGCACAUUAAAAUGAGGUAUGGGUUUAUAGAAUGAAUCUAAGUCUAUUAUGAACUGAUAUGCCUCUUCUAAUGUGUGAAUAUUUCUCAUACUAAGUUCUCUCCAGAAAUACUCUCGAAGACCGGUUUGAAAACGAGAUAAGGUAAAGGGUCCUCAUUUAUCCCACAUAUGAGCAUCAACUCAUCAAACUGAGUUACAUAUUAUGUGGGUGGUCUAUUAUCUUGGGAAAUUCUAUUCCAUUGAUAUAAUAUUUUGAUAGUAUAAUUUACACGUAAGUAUUUCUCCCCUAAUUUAGCUUUCAUCUCUUCCCAAGUUCCAAUCAGUUCUUGUCUUCUUAAUUCUAGUAAUUGAGCAAUACUCCUCCAAUAUGUUUUUGCAGAACAGGAUAAUUUAAGAUCAGCAAAUCAUAAUUUUCUAGCUUUGGACAUAUUAUUCCAUCUAAAAUAGCUGUCCAUCAUAGCCUCCUAGUUUAAAUAUUUUUUUGGGUCUUUUCCUCCCUCAAACAUAGGUACAUCUAUCGAGACAUUCCUAUGCGAUGGGUUAGCAUCUACAGUUUCUUUGGGGUUUCUAUUUCGCCUAGGAUUGUGUUGCUGCAAUGGAGGAAAUCUAAGAUUUUCCUGAGUUUCAAAUCUUCCUAAUCUUUGGUUCAUCAUAUUCAUUUGUUCCAUAAGUAAUUUUGCCCAUUACGGAAUUUCCUCUUCCAUUGAGGUAUAUGAUGAUUUUCUUGUAUGGUGUAGGAUGUAAUAGAACAAGUAGGCAUGCAAUUGUCUUGAGUGGUGUUAUGCAGUUGAGAGAUCUAAAUCGUGAUUAUGAGGCCUGAUGGAUAUCCUAACCUGUGCUCUAAUAUCAAAAUAGAUGCAGAAGGAUUUGAAAAGAAUGCGAAGACUAUAAAAUCAAGCAAACUCACUCAAGAAUUAAAGCGAAUAUGAGUAGACUUUGAAAUUAUCGAGAAACACCUGCAAUUGAAUAAAAAAAAAAGGGUAUGGCAAUUUAAGAAAACUGCUGAAAGGAAACCCAGAUUUAUCACGCGAAAAAAUAUUCAUAUCACGAUUUAAGAUCUGCAGAAUAUUAA